CUCAUCUGCGAGUGAUGCUGGUCCCCGAGACAGCGUUGGAAGAAAAACAACAACAACAACAACAACAACAACAACAACAACAACAACAACAACAACAACGACAACAACCACGACGACGACGACGACGACAACAACAACAACAACAACAGCAACAGCAACAGCAACAACAACAACAACAAAACGUCGGCAACCGAAGGCCUACUAUGGCUACUCACUCCUGUCACUUGCCCGUCAGCUCCGUGAAGAGCUUGCUCCCGUCCCUCUCCAGAGGGCCCCUCGGGACGGGGCCAAUGCGCCUCACGCCCUGCACCAGCGGCGACUUCAGCAUGUCCUCGACGACAUGGCUGAGCGGGGGGCCGAUCGGGUGGGUGUGGUCGAUCGCGUAGAUGAGGCGACCACGUGGGGGCUAGUCGUCCGCCUUGCCUUUGUUCCGCAUCCACGCGAAGCACCAGCGAUCCCACCUCCACCAUGGUCAUGUUGGAGUUCCGCUCGACCCACAGCUCCUUCAGUGUCGUCAUCCACUUCUCCUGCUUCGUGUCUUUCUUGA
This is a messenger RNA of Prorocentrum cordatum, 547 nucleotides long. Lineage: Eukaryota; Dinophyceae; Prorocentrales; Prorocentraceae. The record is from the annotation of a GenBank genome assembly.